Messenger RNA from Aphanomyces astaci, 615 nucleotides. RefSeq lists its product as hypothetical. The record is from RefSeq and is a predicted model, not a curated record. The transcript has a single exon. NCBI's taxonomy places the organism in Eukaryota, Oomycota, Saprolegniomycetes, Saprolegniales, Verrucalvaceae. Bases 1 to 615 code for a protein of 204 amino acids.
AUGGGCAUCAAAAUCAAGAACGCCACGGAUCACUCGACCAUCGCCAUCAUCAUGUCGUACCUGCCAGCGCCGACCCCGAGCCUCUUUUACCGCCGCGUGCUGGUGCUGCCGCCAGGAACCCGCGACGACAGCCCCACGUGGCAGUGUCCUGGCGUCAUAUACGCCUUUGAACCUCCGAAACACGUGAAUGCGGAGCAAGUUGCUGCGAAACUCCGCCGCGCCAUGGCCCGUUUCAACGUCGUGCGCGCGGGACUGUGCUUUGCUGGGGGCCAACUGAUGGAUUUUCUCGACAUGUUUGGGGGGAUCUUCGAUGCUGUCUUGGAGCUCAUCGUGGAAACUGUGGUGGACAUGCUCACCGACAGCUUGGAGGAUUCUGGCCCGACAGAUGACGAGUCCUGGGACAACAAGAUUAAAGACGCAUUUAGUCACGGUGACGACGCCGGUGACGACGAUGGUGACGAAAAAGAGCGAAAAGACAAGACCAAGAUGGUCCGCAGUAUGUUUUUACUGGGUUUUGGGGGCAUGGGACUCCGCCGCCAGCACUCCCUCGAGCGUCGAAGCAAGGACAACUACGCGCUGUCUAUUCGAGGAGAUGGGAUCGCGUUCUUUAGUUAA